Triticum turgidum subsp. durum (durum wheat) is the source of this 1221-nucleotide messenger RNA. Lineage: Eukaryota; Viridiplantae; Streptophyta; Magnoliopsida; Poales; Poaceae. The record is from the annotation of a GenBank genome assembly.
AUGGCGCCGCCACCGCCGCCGCCGAUUUCUUGCUCCGGCAUGUCCGCCUCAGCUGAUCGCUCUCCCCCGUGGGAGGAAGGCCGCGCCUCGGUUCGCAUCAGGUUUUCCUCUUCUCCUCCCAGCGGGACGGCGGCCGAGAGGCUCACCGACGACCUCCUUGUGGAAAUCCUCUCCCGUGUCCCGGUCAAGUCGCUCUGCCGCUUCAAGUGCGUCUCCAGCCACUGGCUGAGCCUCAUCCACCACCCGGACCACCGCAAGAAGCUCCCCCAAACCCUGGCUGGCUUCUUCUACACCACCGACGACUUUGAGCGCAUCCCGAUCUCAGCAUACCAUCUCGCCAAUUUCUCUGGGAGAAGCUGCCCUCCGAUAGACAAAUCUUUCUCCUUUCUGUGGAACCACCGGCGUGUUGAUCUACUGGAUUGUUGCGGCGGCCUCCUCCUCUGCAGCUGCUACACGGGCGAGGGUGACCGUUACAUCGCGUGCAAUCCCGCGAGGGAGGAGUGGGUGAUGCUGCCGGAAACAAGCAAUGCAGGCAUGAGGGGCACUGUAAGUUUGGGUUUCGAUCUGGCUGUGUCGCCCCACUUCCGUGUGUUUGUGUUGCUGGCGUUCAUGGAUCAUGAUGGUGACUUCGGCCGUGGCCUCACGAGGGUGGAUAUUUUUUCGUCUGAAACCAGGAGAUGGGUUCGUAAAGAAAAGAGAUGGAACGAGAAUCUUUAUUUUCUUGGUCCUCGGCACCAAUCUACCGUUUUCCUCAACGGCUAUAUGCAUUUUUACGCCUGCAGCAUCACGUCAUCACAUUGUGUAGUUGCGGUUGACAUGGAGGGGGAAACAUGGACGACCUUCCGUAUCCCUGGCCAUCUGCGGCAUGGUUUUCUUCAGCUGUCACAGGGCUGCUUGCACUAUUCCAGUUUUCAGAAAGAUGAAGAUGAGGUGGUUCGACUAGUUGUUUAUGUUCUCGGGGACUAUGACAACAAAGAGUGGAUGAUGAAGCAUAGCAUUGAAACUUCACACAUAUCUGGAUGGAUACCUAUUGACCACCGUUGUAUCGCAAUUCAUCCGGAGUGUGACUUGAUCUUCUUCACCGCGGGAGUGGCUACCAAAAUCAUGUGCUAUAAUAUGAAUAGUCGGCAAGUCAAAUUGAUCUCCAGUGUUGAAUAUGAUAAUCCACCAUAUCUUCUAUAUGUCCCAUUGUAUGCAGAAUUACAAUCAUUGCACACGUGA